This is a messenger RNA of Polypterus senegalus (gray bichir), 984 nucleotides long. RefSeq names its product NACHT, LRR and PYD domains-containing protein 1b allele 4-like. Lineage: Eukaryota; Metazoa; Chordata; Cladistia; Polypteriformes; Polypteridae. The record is from RefSeq and is a predicted model, not a curated record. Bases 562 to 858 code for a protein of 98 amino acids. The transcript is spliced from 3 exons.
UAAAAAAGAGGUCAAUAUAAUCAAGUAACAUCAGUCAAUGGACUUUUGUUAAGCAGGUAUAGCAGGACAUGUUGAAAAAUUUGAUCUUCGUAAGUGAAGAACUAUAAAGCUAGCAUAACAAAAGAAGAUCAGUUAACAAUAUGACAGACAUCAAAAGAGCAUAAAAUGUUCUUUAACAGUUUGACAGAUAUUCACAGAACAGGAGGGUCUUCAAUCACUUCUUAAACACAUUGAAGGAGUCAGCAGUUUAGAUGGAGGUGUCCAGCUUGUUCCACCAACUAAGAGCUCCACAUGAAAACAUCUGAAUUGAGGUAUGCAGUUCACUGGCAGACCUGGGUGGGUGAGAAGGAGCAGAGCACCUCACCAGUUUCUCGACGUUGACCCACUGACUACCCUGUUGGAAAGCAUCAAGGAUUUCAACUUAACUCAACUUGUUGUCGUCCAUGUUGGAACAAAUGACAUACAUAAAGGAAAUCUGGAAGUUAUGAAAUCCAAAUGUAAAGUGCCAAGCUGAGGACCAAAAUUUGGCAAGGUAGUCUUCUCUUGAGUUCUGCCUGUGCCAUGCCCCACUGCAGCCUGUCUGAUUGUGGUCUCACCUCUGGAUGUUCAUCAUCUCUCUCCUCAGUCCUCUCUUCUCCACACUCACAGCUGACUGAACUGAUCCUGAGCAUCAACAAAUUAGGAGAUUCAGGAGCUCGUCAGCUGCAUGAGGGUCUGAGGACCCCAAACUGUAAAUUAAAGACAUUGUGGCUGCAGUUUAAUGAGGUCAGUGAGAGUGAAAAGAAGAACUUGAGGUCACUACAGGAGGAGCUGAACAGGACUGGAAGGCAGGUGAUUAUCAGCACAGAAGAAGACUGAACAUGCUGAUCAACUGACCCCACUGACCGUGCACCCUUUCAAUUCCCUCUAAAUUCUUCUCUUUAUCAUUUUUUAAUCUCUUCCGCUCUCCUCCACAUUUAAUAAACUCUACAUGUCUUCUUCUCA